Molecule: messenger RNA, 2890 nt
Organism: Caenorhabditis elegans
Lineage: Eukaryota; Metazoa; Nematoda; Chromadorea; Rhabditida; Rhabditidae
Gene: M70.1
Exons: 7
Coding region: 12-2837 (941 amino acids)
Source: RefSeq, marked reviewed
AAUCGAUCGAGAUGAUGAAGAGUCUUUGGCUUACUUUAGGAGCUCUAGUGAUCCUAUUCUCCAGUACAUCUUCCCGCCCAACUUCUCAAGGAUCUAAAAUAGUCGGAGGUCCACAUGAAAAUAUCAGAGAUUCUACACCACGCGACAAACUGAUUGCUCAUCCAGACCGUCAGAAAAGAGCCGAAAAUUAUUCUCCACCACAAUUCAAACCGAACAAGUUUUUGCAUCGUCUGAAAAGAGCAGAAAAUGACUAUGCCUAUUCACUACUCAUGAAACGUAUUCCAAUGCUUGCUCGUGUCGUGAGUGCAAUUAGCCUCUAUAAUGGAUUAGUUGACAACUCGAUUCCAUCGGAUGAAGCUAUCACUGACUUAUUGAAUAUUGGAGGUGUCAAACUGAAAGACUUGGAGACGUUCGAUAAGACAAAGGUGGAUGAUGUUAUUGCAAAAUGGGAGGAAGCCAGUGAAAAAAUAUCAGGAGCAGGCUCUGUGGAUCUUCAUAAAGCAAUUGUAGAUGCUCAAACUGUCAGAACAAUGUGGAAGAAUGUUGGCGAUUUGAAUAGUAUUCCGGACAAAGAAGCAUUCAAAGUUUUCGAAAAAAUUGAAAAGCUUGAUUUGAAAAUUUUCGAGAUAUUUGCGGUGAGUGAAACACUGAAGUUAUUGGACUCACGAGCAUCAAUUGCGACUGCGAAAAAGUCUCUAGAAGCAAUUAUCAAAUCAGUCAGAAGUGCAAUCGAUGCAACCAACGGAGGUUUGGACACUCUUUCCAAAUUGGCACCAUUUCAUUCGGCUGUGAAAGUAUUCAGUUUCUACGAGAAUUCCGCGUUCAAAGAUAUCAUAAUAUCAAAAACAAGCGAUGUGAACUCGAUGGAUGCAGACAUCGAAAAUAUUAAGAAGCUCCCAGUUACUACUAUUUUCAAGAUGAUGAGCACAGUGGCUUCACGUUCUACAAACAUCUUUGGCAAAUACACUGCAGGCUUCUCAAAUGGUGUACAGGACUUGCAGAAGAUUGAAGUGGAUUUAAAGGAUGAAUGGAUUCAGAAAACCAUGAAUCGUACGGUUGACGGGUUGAAGAACUUCAAAGAACUGGGUACAACUGCUGCAGUGUUGGAUGGGAAGUUGAAAGGAGUUGGAACUAUGAAACACUCAGCUUCGGAAGCUGCUCGUUUAGAGAAGCUUAUUGAAAACUCACGUAAUGAUCAAAUAUCAGCAAAGAAGGUGAUUGAUUCGAUCAUACUAUGCAAGUAUUUUUCUGUGGGUAGUCAUGUGAAAUCAGUGGUAACAGCAAGUCAGAAUUCCCAGUUAUUAGAACGUACGCUCAACGCUGUUAAAAAGAUCUCUGAAUUGAUUGCUACGUCGAAAUUGGGAAACUCGCUGGAUUCAAUACCUGUUGAGACACUCAAAACUUUCACUCGUCAACUGAAGUCGAGUGUUGCACUGAUCAAGAAUCGUGAAACAGUGGCGUUGCUUGCCACUAAAUUAAAAUCAGAAUCAGACCUAAUUGUUGAAUUUAAAGAAAAUGGUAUUGUUAAACCUGUCAUUGGCGUUUUUGACUGUCUGAAAAACAAGAAAGACGACUUUGGUCCAAUUUCAAAUGUUCUAGAAGUAGCAUUGAAGCUCCGUGAACUGAAAAGCGAUCAGCAAUUCUUCAAAAAUCUAGAAACAGCGUCUUCUGGAAUUGCUGGAUCUUCUUCAUCAAUCAAACCUGUACGGGAUGCGCUUUCAAAUAUCAAGAAAAACAAAAAUACUGGAGAAGUUGGAAUGUUGAAGGACUUACAAAAGUAUUCGCUUCCUUUGGGAAGUGUUGCCACUGCUAUUGUGAAUUCCGGCAAGGUUCUAGAGAAAAAAGCUGCACUUUAUUCAAUUAUUGAAGAUGGAGAUACUGUUGAAGAAGGACUGAUUAGUGUGAGCAGUGAAGCCUUGAAUCUUGCGGUUGGCUCCAAAUACGGCGAUUUUCAUGCUCUUCAACACAGUUUGGUUCUUCUUUUGGGAAAACUUGAAUCCUGGAGAUCAAGCAUCAAGAAGCCAGCUAAUGACACUCUUGUUGCUCUUACUGCAAUGUUCAAAGGUCUCAGUCAACUUCCGAGUGUGGACAUCCAAGCAGAUCUGAAGAUUUUGGCGAUUGAUGAAUUAUCACAAAAAUUGAAAGACGAUUCCCAACAACAGAAGCUUGACGAGCUCAAGAGUUCACUCCAAAGUGUUGAGCCAUUGGAUCUACAAUUUUCAAAAUUCAAUGGACCAUUGAACGACAUUUCAACAACUCUAAAUGGUCUUGCAUUGGUGUUCUCAAAUGCAAAUAAGGAUACUUUGAGUGGAAAGACCGCAGGUGACAAUGGCGACUCCUCAAAUAGCAACAUGAUCAUCAUUAUCGAAGUCUCAAUUUUAAUUCCUCUUCUCAUCCUUAUCAUCGUUGUGCUUAUUUUGUGGUCCAGAAAAUUACUGUGUUUUAAGAAAAAAGACACCAAGCCCUCUGCCCCCAAGCCAAAACCAGAUGUUCCGGUCAAUCCUACGCCUCAAACUGCCAAAGUUCCAGUUGCUCCUGCACCUCCAGCUAAAGAUGAGAAGCCGAAGGACGUUAAUGUUAAGAAAGCCGAGACCGAGAAGCCAAAAACUGAAGUUACGCCGAAACCUGCACACAAAAGCGCUGCCAGUAAAGUCGAUGCAACCAACACGAAAACUGAGGAUCAAAGUACUGACCAAAAUCGUACCACCGAGUCAGUUGGUCAAACAACAGAAACUACUGGAAAUACUACUACUGAGGAGGGUGCUGUUCCCAUUGAUUGGCCAAAAGAUGUGAAACCACCACCGAGAAACCUGAAAUUGAACAUUAAUGAGAUUUAAAUGCUAUUUUUUGGUGAUGAGAGAGAACUGAGAAUAAAUUGAUGAAUAUGAUU